Molecule: messenger RNA, 1560 nt
Organism: Alternaria postmessia
Lineage: Eukaryota; Fungi; Ascomycota; Dothideomycetes; Pleosporales; Pleosporaceae
Exons: 4
Coding region: 1-1560 (519 amino acids)
Biological process (GO): ammonium transmembrane transport
Cellular component (GO): plasma membrane
Molecular function (GO): ammonium channel activity
Source: RefSeq, a predicted model, not a curated record
AUGUCGUACUCAUGGAUCGGCCCUCCGACCCAAUUCAAUGGCACCGAUGAUAUCACUGGUGGUGAUUCUCUCACCGAGAACCUUAACCAAUGGUACGCCGCGGGUGACCAGGCCUACAUUCUCGUGGCCUCGGCCAUGGUGUUGAUCAUGAUUCCUGGUCUCGCAUUCCUCUACUCCGGUCUUGCUCGAAGAAAGUCCGCCCUCUCCCUUAUUUGGGCUUGCAUGUUCUCCGCGUCCGUCAUUACUUUCCAAUGGUACUUUUGGGGAUACUCGCUCGCCUUCGGUCCCUCGACAAACGGUUUCAUCGGAAACCUUGACAAGUUCGGUCUUAAGGGUGUCCUUGGUGCUCCCAGCCCAGGUAGUCCUCUGAUUCCUGAGCUGCUGUACUCUUUCUACCAGAUGCAAUUCUGCGCUGUCACUGCUGCCAUUGUCGUCGGUUGCGUUGCUGAGCGCGGUCGCUUGAUCCCUAUGAUGGUUUUUAUCUGGUUCUGGGCCACGAUCGUAUACUGCCCCGUCGCAUACUGGGCUUGGAACUCGAACGGCUGGUUCUUCGUAUGGGGUGGACUUGAUUACGCUGGUGGUGGUCCCGUCGAGAUCGUUUCCGGUUGCUCAGCUUUGGCCUACUCCAUGAUCCUCGGACGUCGCCAGGAGAAAAUGAUGCUUAACUUCCGCCCUCACAACGUCUCCCUGAUCACCCUUGGCACUGUCUUCCUAUGGUUCGGUUGGUUGGGCUUCAACGGUGGUUCCGCUUUCGGUGCCAACCUUCGCGCUGUCAUGGCGUGCUGGAACAGCAACCUUACCGCCAUGUUCGCCGCCAUGACUUGGGUUCUCCUCGAUUGGCGCCUAGCUCGCAAGUGGUCCAUGGUUGGAUGGUGCUCAGGUGUCAUCUCUGGACUUGUCGCUGCCACUCCCGCUUCCGGUUUCAUUCCUCCAUGGGCUAGCGUUGUUCUCGGUAUCACUACUGGUAUUGUUGCUAACUUUGCUACCAAGAUCAAGUUCUGGAUCAAGAUCGACGAUUCCCUCGAUGUGUUCGCUGAGCACGGUGUCGCUGGAAUGUGGGGCCUUUUCUUCAACGGCAUCUUCGGUGCCGACUACAUCAUCGGUCUUGACGGUGUCAACAACGGACUUGCCGCUGGUGCCAUCACCGGUGAGGGAGCCGCAGUCUACAAGCAGAUUGCUUACAUCGUCGCCGUCACCGCCUACUCCUUCGUUGUCUCCGCCAUCCUCGCUUUCGUUAUCGACAAGAUUCCCGGCCUCAAGCUUCGCGCAUCCGAGGAGGCUGAGCUCCUCGGUAUGGACGACGACCAGCUCGGUGAAUUCGCCUACGAUUACGUCGAGGUCCGUCGUGACUACCUCGCCUGGACACCCGCUAAGGGCGAGCCAAUCGACGGUGAGCACUCUGUACCCCAAGGCGAGCGUCACGGCAUUCCCCAGCACAGCCAGAUGCUUGAGGGCAAGGCACCUUCGGAACACAGCUCAGGCCACGAGCACACCGGCAUUGCAGGCGACAGGCAUGCCAUGGCUAUGGGCUCUGAGCACGAGAAGCAGGUUCAAACCUAA